GUUACCGUAACGACAGAUAUACUUGUUAAGUCGUUACCACGUAUAAAUUUUGAUACUAGUGAAAGUGUGUACUAUAUACUGUAUAUUCACUGUAUACAUGUAUUUAUACACAUAUAUAUCUCCACCUUCCCUCAUAAAUAAUUAAAAUGGCGAGAAUAACUCCAAAUAUGUUUACGUUAUUGAAUGAACAGCAUCUUAAUAAAUUACACAGCUCUAGAAUAUUUAAUGUUCUUGAUUUUGUAUCAGAGGACUCGGAAAAAUUGACUAAAAUUACUGGAUUAUCAUUGUUGGAAAUUGAAGCUAUAAGAAAAGAAAUAGCUCUACGAUUCGCCGGAAUUGUUAAAGACCCAGUAAUAUUGCUACAGCAUCAAAAACAAUAUAUUUUAACUGGAAUUAAAAACUUAGAUAAAUUGCUGGGUGGUGGUUUGUACGCAUCUAGAUUUUAUGAAAUUUGUGGUAACUCAUCUGCAGGAAAAACGCAACUCUGUAUCACAUUAGCUGCCAAUAUUGCACUCAACUCAUCCGCAGACAUUCAUUACAUUGACACCAAGAAAGAUUUCUCAGCAACGAGACUCCAAAAUAUCUUGGAAGCUAAAAAUAAACCUGAUGAGAUCAUAGCGAAGAUAAUGAGUCAGAUAAAAGUAACAACUCUAAAAAGCAUCACCGAGCUAUUUACACUUUUGCACAAUUUUUCAUCGUCAUUCAAAGCAAGCAAUGAUAGCGACAGACCCAAGUUAAUAAUAAUUGACUCUCUGCCGGCUAUAUUCCCCAUGUCGGAAGAAAACACCGAGUAUUUCACCUCUUUAAAUCAUUUAUCAAAUGUAUGCAAAUAUUUAGCUCACGAAUAUUGCUUGACGAUUGUUACGGUUAACCUAAUACGUGUAUGGCGAGAAAUUGAACUAAGAGAGCUAAAACCUGAUGAAGAUAUAGAAUUAAUUCCUCAUCUCGGUAAAUAUUGGAUAAACGUUCCUAACACAAGAUUAUUUAUCGAUAAACAGGACAAUGAGAUCAGAGAAAUUAAAGUUCUGCAGAGUACUGAGUUAAAAAUUGAUUCUAAUGUCCAAGUAAAUAUAACUAAUGCUGGAGUUAUUUAAAUUUAUAUUAUUAAGAGAAUAAGCAAAAUUUUGUGGCCAGUGUAUUUAUAUGAUAAAAUUGGUU
Messenger RNA from Cotesia glomerata, 1158 nucleotides. RefSeq names its product DNA repair protein RAD51 homolog 4 (gene Rad51D). The transcript has 5 exons. Lineage: Eukaryota; Metazoa; Arthropoda; Insecta; Hymenoptera; Braconidae. Gene Ontology annotation, cellular component: replication fork; centrosome; Rad51B-Rad51C-Rad51D-XRCC2 complex. Bases 147 to 1094 code for a protein of 315 amino acids. The record is from RefSeq and is a predicted model, not a curated record. Gene Ontology annotation, biological process: telomere maintenance; double-strand break repair via homologous recombination; reciprocal meiotic recombination. Gene Ontology annotation, molecular function: ATP-dependent DNA damage sensor activity; single-stranded DNA binding; four-way junction DNA binding.